GUAGGCUGUUGCCAUGUUCCCACUUUCAUGGGUGUGGUGAUUAGCUUGGUUGGUGAACAUUUUCUUUUAGUCUAAUGUGACCCGAGUCGCGCUCGUCCCUGAGCCACUAAAACCGUGAAAUCGAGUUAAAAUGAGCGCGGCUGCCUGCGGGCUUCGUCUCACAACUGGGACCAUGGCUGCCGUGUGAAAACAGGAGUGGUUCGAGAAGACGCACGGAGCCCGAGAGAAGCAGCCUGUUUCAGGUGUCAAUUGGUAAAAACGCGUGAGUGUGUGGGUGCGUUUGAGUGAGUGUGUGUGUGUGUGAGUGCACACGUGUAGGCACGUGUGUUUUCCCAAGCCAGUCGGUAUUUGGAGCAGUGACCUGAACACACCACAGAGGGACAAUGAGUGAGCUGGAACAGUUGCGGCAGGAAGCCGAGCAACUACGCAAUCAGAUCCGGGAUGCCAGAAAAUCUUGCAGCGACUCCACUCUGUCACAGAUCACAGCGGGUCUGGACUCAGUGGGCCGGAUACAGAUGCGGACGCGACGCACUCUCAGGGGCCACCUGGCCAAGAUCUAUGCUAUGCACUGGGGAAGCGACUCCAGGUUACUCGUCAGUGCCUCGCAGGAUGGAAAGCUUAUCAUCUGGGACAGCUACACAACAAAUAAGAUGCAUGCCAUCCCACUGCGCUCCUCCUGGGUGAUGACAUGCGCCUACGCCCCCUCCGGGAACUAUGUGGCCUGCGGAGGCUUGGACAACAUAUGCUCUAUAUAUAGCCUGAAGACCCGUGAAGGCAAUGUGCGCGUUACCCGAGAGCUGCCGGGACACACAGGUUAUUUGUCCUGCUGUCGUUUCUUGGAUGACAACCAGAUACUGACCAGCUCUGGAGACACCACCUGUGCAUUGUGGGACAUAGAGACAGGCCAGCAGGCUACCACCUUCACUGGCCACACAGGAGACGUGAUGAGUUUGUCUCUCAGUCCUGACUACAAGACCUUUGUGUCAGGAGCCUGUGAUGCCACCUCCAAGCUGUGGGACAUCCGUGAUGGCAUGUGCAGGCAGUCCUUCACCGGCCACGUGUCCGACAUCAACGCCGUCACCUUUUUCCCCAAUGGAAACGCCUUUGGCACAGGCUCAGAUGACGCCACCUGCAGGCUGUUCGACCUGCGUGCCGACCAGGAGCUGAUGAUGUACAGCCAUGACAACAUCAUCUGCGGGAUCACCUCUGUGGCUUUCUCCAAGAGCGGCCGUCUGCUCCUGGCUGGCUACGAUGACUUCAACUGCAAUGUCUGGGACACUCUGAAAGGAGAGCGUGCAGGUGUGUUGGCGGGCCACGACAACAGAGUGAGCUGUUUAGGGGUGACAGAAGACGGCAUGGCUGUAGCCACCGGCUCCUGGGACAGUUUCCUCCGGAUCUGGAACUAAAACAAACCUCCUCCCCCCCGCCACACCCAAUCACUGCCUGCCAACCUCCACCUUGCAACCCCCCCACCCACGAUAUCCCCCAACUCAUCUGCUGGGCUGGACCCGAGGGGUGCACACUGUGUCAGCCAAAAUCCUCUUCAUUCACCCCCAGUUCUCGUCUCUCCGGCCCACCAGAGAGAGAGUACUGACUCUUUCUACCUUUACAAGUGAUUUUCUUUUUUGCCCAGCUACACACACAAAAAUAAGAACCAUCCAGUAGAGUUGUCCAAUCAAAACUAAAUCAAAAGUUACAAAAAACUGAAGGAGAAAAAGUAGAAGAUUUCGUCCUUAUAGAGAGGGCGUCUGUUACAAUGACCAACAACAAAUGCGAUGACUGUCGGUGUGUAAUAUGUAAAUGUAUAUAUAAAGACAGUAUAUAUGUAUAGCAUUAUGUGUGUAUAUAUGCAUCAUAUAUGCAUAUAUAAUGUGUAUGUAUAUAUUUUUGUAGUUUAUCUCCCACCCUUGAGUUUUUUAAUAUAAUUUUGGGGGGUUUUAUGUUUUGUUUCAAAUGCACUUAUUGACAUUACCACACAUCAAAAUGCCAAAUACACUUAUUUGGGCCCAUGUGACUUUCAGACCAGUUCGACACAGCAACGGAUCAUAAUUUGACCUAAAAAGUCUCCUCUACAUUUGCUGUCAGUGAACCUAACUCAUCCAGCAACAAAACAAAAAAAGCAAAUGACAAGCAAACAACAAUUUUCAAAAACAAUAAUUUGGCUCCGCUCAACUCACUUUCCUCAUUUAUAUGUGUAUUAUGGUCACAGGCAGUGGGAUUAACUCGUGCAUCCUGCACCUCCUAAAUGUUGCUUUCAUGUGAAUGAUGACUGUGAUGGCAUUCUUUUCUUUUUUUUAUUUGUUUUUUGACAACACGACCCCAAGCAUUCCUCACCACAGACUUUUAUUUUGGAAGGAAACUGUCACACUGCUGUGGUUGUGAUUAUAGAGAUGGAGCUUAAAACCAACAAGCUCCGUUUAAGGUUUUUAGUUUGAAUUCAGCUUUAGCUCCAAACUAGAGAUCAGUGAAUUAUGGGCUAAAAUAAGAAAAUGUUAUUCUAUCGGAAGUCCUGCUUUGGCCUCGACCUGAGAGGAUUUCAAAUCAUCAGAUGCUGAAUAUCUGAAGACCACAGCCAUUCCAUGCAAUCUGCUGUGAAAGGAUCAAUAACCCAAUAAUGCUCCUAAACAUCAUGUGCAUUGUGUCUCUUGUAGCCUACUGAAUCUACACUUAUCCUAUAAUUUGGCAUGAGCAUCUCAAGUCGCCCAUACAAAUGACACUGUGGAGAGAGAUGUGUUCUCCUUGAGCAGACGCUGCUCUCUACUUGUGUAUGGACCAACAGAAACGGAGAUUGCUCAGCUGAUACGUGAGGAUAUGAAAAGACGAUAAAUGACAGCAGUGACUCUGUCGGAGGCCUCUGAGGACCAGAGAACAGAAGAAGAGUGAGAAACCUGUCAGUGCUCACCACGUCAUUUUUCUUUUCUUUCCUAAAUGAAGGAUCAAUGUGUCCUUUUUGUUGUUAACAAGGUGUGAACUGAGUGACUGCAUGGGACUGAAAUCAUGUUAGCCACUCAAAAAACACAUCAGUGCCACCACAAGCCUGUAAAAAAAAAAGAAAAACAAACAAAAAAAAUUGAAGGGUUUAACACACAGCAAUUUCUUUUUCGUCACCAAAAACAUGUUAUGAACUGUUAGAUAUUGCUAGUGAAGAAAGUACACUUGGUAGACAGACAUGUACAUUUAAUAGAGAGCUAGAGAUGCACUCACAAACUGUAGUACAAACUUAUACCAUGGAGCACGUGACUUAUUUACCCAUAGAGAUAGUAGUUCAGAUUUUUGAGUAUUUGCUCAUCAGGCAUCUUCCAUUAUUUUGGUUCUUCUAAUCUAAAGGCUUCAUUUUUUUUUUUUAUAGAUUAAAACAAAUAAUGUGCGUGAGUUGGACCUAUCCAUCAGCUGUCUCAGGUGCCUAUCUCUGAAUAUUAACAAUGGACCCACAUGCACCGGAUAAAAAAGGGGCUUGUGCUCCUUUUGGGAUGUGGCACUUAAGUGUCUCCAUCCUGCCUUACGAUACCAUUCAUAAAAGAAGGUAAUACGUGCAUCGACAACUGUAAUGUUCUCCUCUUGCUAUUCCUUUUUACACACUGAUCAACAAGAAGAUUGCUAUUUAUCUUUUUUUUCCCGAUAGAAGCACAUUCUGAUACUAGUGAACACUAAAAGCAUGCUUACGGUAAACCACAUGCAGCGCCAUACUGCUUCUUAUAGCAAGUGUUUUACAUCACUUUUUAUACAAUUCUGUUUUCUACUACUACCGUACAGUUUGUAGUAUUUAUCAGCUGUUAAUGAAACCCCCUAUUUGGCGAACCUGUAUUUUUUUUUUAAGUUGGAGCUGCUUCUACCCGGCUUUGCAUUAAAGGAAUCCAUUUGGAGAGAAUUUAAAAAGAACAGUUCUAGUUUUAAGCCUGAGAAUAUCUUCGAGGUGUGUAGGAUGAGAUAUGUAUCGCAUAUCAGUGUGGAGGUGUGUGUGUGUGUGUGUGGGGUGGGGAGGGAGGGAGGUUGGGAAGGGAAGGGGGUCGAUUUGCUGAUGUAUGUGGAUAACAUAGAUCUAAGUGUUACUUCCUCAUUUUGUGCCAAUGUUAUCCACAGACCCUGAGCUGUGAACUAGUCAAUGUGACAAAAAAGAAAAAACAGAACAUGUUUGCUCACUUUACUCAAGUGCCAGCCUUCUCCAUAUCCAACAAUUAAAAAUCACACGUCUGAUUUUCUACUGUUCCACGAUCAAAGAGUUGGACUGCUUAUAUCUGAAGAUGGCUUUUUGUACCCCGAAAUGUUAUUGAGUUGCUUCUCAGACUCCAGUUUCUAUUUCAGUCAGUGGACAUCAGAUGUUCAUGUGUUCUCAGACGAGGUGACACGAUGGCGGACUGACAGUUUGAACUUAAGGGGAUAGUUUGACGCUUUGGGAAAUUUCUCAUCAAAACUGUCUGCUUGGUGAGAUUCUGACCACUCUCGUAUAUAUCUGUGAAGAAUUAGGUACAAAGUGUUGUAAGCAUUAAAUGUUAGAAGAUUUUAAUUAUGUGAAAUUCAUUUCACUUUUGCACGACAUUGGGAAGAAAAACUCGAACCAACUUUUUGCCUCACAUUUAAAUAUUUCCCCGUCGAUUUCUCAACGUGCAGACAUCUGAAUGAUUUGAUAUAAAGAACUAAAAUUUGAUAAUUCUCAAUCAAGUCCUAAAGCAUAUUUUUUCUUUGUUGUUAAUGAACGUUUAUUUGGGAUAGACAUCGGAGAUAAUUGUAUUUAUAUAAAGUUGAACGUACACCAAAUCUAAAUGUGUCAAAUGUGUCUGUUCAUAUUUGUUCCUUCACGCCAGUUUAGCUUCACUGUUUAUUGGUAGAAAAAGCACCACAGAGUAUUGUUAUCCAAAAAUAAAUCUAAAUUUUUUCACGAACGAAAGUUAGUUAUUCUAACGAUUAGUGAAUUAGGGAGCUAGUAGGCACUUUUAAGAGCAAAAUUAGCUUAUGUACCUAGUCUUUGUGUUAAACUGAGCUAAGCUAGUCAGUAGCGUGGUUUACAGGAAAGCAUUACUCACCUCAUCAAUGCCAAAAAGCGAAUCUCCCAUUGUGUUCAACUAUUCCUCUGCAGUCUCUGUAGUUUUACUUUCAGAUUCCGUCAUUAACUGUGUGAACUUAAAAAAAAAAAUCACCAUAGCCCUUACCAGGUAAACAAGGGGAUCGUCUGCAUACGGACAGUGAUAUUCAGCCAUGUCCUCGCUGUGUGCGUGUGUGUGUGUGUGCGUGUGUGUAUUUCAGCAGUAUUAACAGCUGGAACCUGGGAUAGUAAGAUAACACUUUGUGCCUGUGCAGUUCACUCAUCUUAAGCAGUGCAGUAGACUCAUUCAUCAAAAAAAGAGGUGCUUGGCUUUGUUUAUUAUCACACGAGUGUUGUAUUGACCUGGUUCAGACCCAUCACUCCUCCACUGAUCUGGAGCUGUCUGACGUUGCAACAUGUGCCAACAUUUCAAUGCAUUUAAGGUCUGAAGCACCACAACCUGAAUCUGUGACUUGUUUUAAUCCUCGUAACUUUAAAGCGUGUCUGGCUGUAGUGUUUUAGGGGGUUUUAGCAAAUCGCCCACAGUGCCAAACGUUUAACGUGAAAGAUGAGAUGUGAAGUUGUCUUUGCUGCACAGGUUCAGGCAGUAUUUUUAAAGACUAUUUACAUAAUCCUCCGAUUUAACAGCUGAAUAUGAAAAAAAAUAUAUAGUUUUAAGUUUUACUGCAUAAAUUGUCAAUAUAGUAGGGGAAAAAAAUCUUUGGACACCUCACCACUUGAAUCGGUUGCACCACAUAACCACAGCACCAUCACCAAAACAAUGCACUGCCCUUUGACUCUACAACCCACUGUUCUGACUUUUUCUUUUUUUGAUUUUCUUUUAAUUUAUUGUUUCAUGUUUUAAGCCAGUAAAGACCAGGGACUUGGUGCCAUGAUACUUCUCUUACAGUGCUAUUGUGUGAAAUUAUAAUCACUUGUUAUGGAAUAAUUUUUAUAGUCUUUUUCACACCAGACCUUUUUUUUGUAUUUGUACAGUGGCUUGGUUAUACUGAUAUGUUGCCAUGAGUUAUUGUAACCAAUAAAAAAAAAAAGCUUUUAACCAAGAGUACAAA
This is a messenger RNA of Pleuronectes platessa (European plaice), 6093 nucleotides long. Its product is annotated as guanine nucleotide-binding protein subunit beta-4. Gene Ontology annotation, cellular component: heterotrimeric G-protein complex; cytoplasm. Gene Ontology annotation, molecular function: signaling receptor complex adaptor activity; protein binding. Lineage: Eukaryota; Metazoa; Chordata; Actinopteri; Pleuronectiformes; Pleuronectidae. Bases 384 to 1406 code for a protein of 340 amino acids. The transcript has 10 exons. Gene Ontology annotation, biological process: G protein-coupled receptor signaling pathway. The record is from RefSeq and is a predicted model, not a curated record.